Patiria miniata (bat star) is the source of this 1008-nucleotide messenger RNA. Its product is annotated as neuromedin-U receptor 2-like. Gene Ontology annotation, cellular component: membrane. The transcript has a single exon. NCBI's taxonomy places the organism in Eukaryota, Metazoa, Echinodermata, Asteroidea, Valvatida, Asterinidae. Bases 1 to 1008 code for a protein of 335 amino acids. The record is from RefSeq and is a predicted model, not a curated record. Gene Ontology annotation, molecular function: G protein-coupled receptor activity. Gene Ontology annotation, biological process: G protein-coupled receptor signaling pathway.
AUGAAUGCUACUGAUGAACACAAUGAGGAACCAACUGGAGAGAAGUGGGUGUGUCAGGUCAUGGCAGCAGAAGGAGUUAUUGGUGUCUUAGGAAACUUCCUAGUGUGCUACGUCAUCCUACGUGUCAAAUUCUUACACAACAUGACGAACUACCUGCUGGUGAAUUUGGCUGUUGCUGAUAUGCUGAUGUGUCUGCAAGAAUUUCUUUAUUAUCUAACAUCAGACUGUACGCCUAUUGAGUUUGCUCCAGUAAGCAACGGCGUGAGAGACUUGUUCUGCCGACUUCUAGCAUCAAAGUAUUUGGCAUUGGUGUUAUCCUUUGCCUCUGCUUACAAUCUCUGUGUGGUUACAUUAGAGAGGUACAUUGCCAUAGUACACCCUCUACACUAUGCGAGGAAACUCACAACAGCAAGGAUGGUUGCUUUAAUUACAUUGGUGUGGGUGAUAUCAUUUCUGAUAUCUUUACCUACUUUAUUCACAUUCGAGCCAAGCAAUGACCCCAAUGAGAUGUGCUCAAUCAAAUAUCCUCACCCGUCAUUACCUAUUCUACUCGGCAUAUUUAUAUUUCUCUUCACAUAUUUGCUGCCCCUAACAUUGAUGAGCUUGGCCUAUUAUAAGAUGCAGGUCACUCUCAAAAUACAAGUCAAAGCCCUGAACCUGCAACAUGCAAAGGCAGCAGCCUAUGAACUAUUAAUUGCUAGACAGAAACUUGUCAGCAUGCUUAAAACUGUAUUGGGAGCUCUCAUUGUCUUAUGGACAAUGGAAUAUUUUGCUGUCCUUCUCUGUUUGCAUCGAACAGAUGAUGCUCAGUUCUUGUUCUGUGGAUCUCAGGGCUUCUACUAUAUCAGAGUUUUCGCAAAUUUACUGUUUAAUUUCAAUUCAGUUAUCAAUCCUUUCAUCUAUGAGUUUAAAUACAAGAAGUUCAGGCAAGGCCUUAAGGUAGCAUUCUGCUGCUGCUUCAAAAGGCAUGGUGGUAACAGAGUUGGCAUUGAGAUGGUACCAUUAUGA